GGCCUCCCGAUGGUUGAGCCACAGUCCAUGACAAGCGAGUUCUCCCGGUUCAAGGCGAGUUUGCGCAACAACCCUAAUGCUACUUUUGAGGAUGCUCUACGUAUGACUAUGAACACAGAGAGUCAAACAGAAAAGUGCAGUUUAUCUUCAGUUCAAGAGCAGCUGUCAAAAAGUCUUACAGAGCAUGACACUGUUGGAGCUGUUGCUAUGGAUUGCCAUGGCAACAUAGCAUGUGCGACUUCCACAGACUUCAGUGAGAGACACACCCAGGGACAUAACAACAGGAUUCUACACUUCGACUUUGCUCCAGGUAUCCCACCUUCCUAAAAUAAAAAAAGAUAAACUCUUUGGGAUUAGGACCAUCGAGUUUACGUGCCCCUUUAAUAAAUAAGAGAUGAUAUGAGUUGAUAUAAUAUUUCAAUUUUAAACUCUCUUAUCAAGUUUGUAAGGGUGACUAUCCUAAAAUAAAAUAAAAAAACAUGACUGAGUUUACGCAGUCAAUACUUUCGCAUAAUUUAAGGUUGCCUCGAAGCAAGGGGGAAUUUUAGGCUUAAAACAUGGUGGUUUUGGCUGAGGUGCUGUGCUUGGUAAUAGACAAAGUACAUACUAUAGUAUGGUUGGUUGGCUGGUUGCUGGCUGAUAAUAGCAUGAUUAACCCUCUUGCACUGUGCUCAGUAAUAAGUAAAAGCUAAUCAGCCAUAAAUAGGGCCAAGCGAUUGAACAAAUCCAUAGAAAUAUUUACAAGAAAAAAGACUACCAUUUGCUAACGACAGUUUAUGCCUAUGCAAAUCAACGGCUUCUCUAAAUCACGGAACCUACGGAAACGUCUCUAAGGCGCUAAA
Molecule: messenger RNA, 842 nt
Organism: Nematostella vectensis (starlet sea anemone)
Lineage: Eukaryota; Metazoa; Cnidaria; Anthozoa; Actiniaria; Edwardsiidae
Exons: 3
Coding region: 10-327 (105 amino acids)
Molecular function (GO): hydrolase activity
Source: RefSeq, a predicted model, not a curated record